This is a messenger RNA of Chenopodium quinoa (quinoa), 2106 nucleotides long. Its product is annotated as DNA excision repair protein ERCC-8-like. Gene Ontology annotation, molecular function: protein binding. Lineage: Eukaryota; Viridiplantae; Streptophyta; Magnoliopsida; Caryophyllales; Amaranthaceae. Gene Ontology annotation, biological process: proteasome-mediated ubiquitin-dependent protein catabolic process; protein polyubiquitination; transcription-coupled nucleotide-excision repair. The transcript has 9 exons. Bases 436 to 1863 code for a protein of 475 amino acids. The record is from RefSeq and is a predicted model, not a curated record. Gene Ontology annotation, cellular component: nucleotide-excision repair complex; Cul4A-RING E3 ubiquitin ligase complex.
AUAUCAUUUUCUAAAGGGGUUGACUUUUGGAAGGAAUUAUUUCUUUCUUUGAGUGGGAAAUCUGAAAGUUAACUAUGGUUAACCUAAACAAUGGAAUAACAUGAAUUUUACUCUUAUUAAUGUCAUAAUAGAGAAUAAAUAUGUAAUUAGGGUCAUUUUAUGAAAUAAUAAAAAUAGGGGCUACCAAAGAUAAGUAGCAAAAACUAGGAGUUACCGUGGAAUUUCCUUAAAUCAAAAACUUCUCAAUCCAUCUCUAACUUGUCAAACAACAUUUCCAUUCUCUAAUUCUCUAAUCCACUCACUACUCAUAGUAUAAUUUAGUACCAAAACGAACUGAAAUCCAGAAUAAGCAAUUGAAUUGAAUCAAAAAAACGAAAGAAAGAGAUUGAUUGGUAAGAAAUCAGGCGCAAAAUAAAGGUGGAAGAUGCGCCGAGAAUGUUGUGGAAAGAUAUUACGAGCAGAGAAGAUGGUAAAUUACGCCCAAAUUCUUUCUCCCGUCGCCUUCGAUCCCGUCGCAUUUCUUCUCUCCAUCUUUCUAACUUCAAAGAGUUCGUUUCUCCUCAUCGUGGCGCCGUCAAUUCUCUCCAGGUUGAUUUAACAGAGGGGAGAUAUUUGCUUUCUGCUGCUUCAGAUGCAUCUGCUGCUGUCUUUGAUGUUCAACGUGCAUUUGAGGUUGGAGGCUCCGUUGCGAGGCACAAGAGCCUGUUUGUUAUUGAUAAAGAGCACCAACAAGGACAUAAGUAUGCUGUAUCCUCAGCCACAUGGUAUCCAAUUGAUACCGGGCUAUUCAUCACUGGUUCCUAUGAUCAUCACAUCAAUGUUUGGGAUACAAACACCACACAGGUAGUUAUGAAUUUUAAGAUGCCUGGAAAAGUUUACAAGACUGCUAUGAGUCCUAUUGCAACCUCCCAUAUGCUAAUAGCGUCUGGAACUGAAGAUGUUCAAGUUCGUCUUUGUGAUAUUGCUUCAGGGGCAUUUGCUCAUACAUUGUCUGGCCAUCGUGAUGGUGUAAUGGCAGUUGAAUGGUCUACAUCAAGUGAGUGGAUUUUAAUGACAGGUGGCUGUGAUGGUGCCAUACGUUACUGGGAUAUCAGACGUGCGGGGUGUUUUCUUGUUUUAGAUCAGGCCAAGUCUCAACUUGGCAGGCGGCAACCAUUGUUGGAACGUUCAGUUGCCGAAAAGGCAGCAAUAUCUAAGCCAAUGGGGCAGAAUUCUUCUGCAAAGAAUAGAGGGGAGCAGAAGAAAGUCUCUUCUGGAAACUCAAAGCAAAGACGCCAUUUUGGGAUGAUGUCAAGUCAAAAUCAUGCAACUGCACACUAUGGUGCUGUCACUGGCUUAAAGGCAACCGAAGAUGGCAUGUACCUUCUCAGUGCAGGUUCUGAUUCUAGAUUAAGAUUGUGGGAUAUUGAAUCUGGAUGCAACACUUUAGUGAAUUUUGAAACUGGUCGCUUGCAAAAUAGCAAAGGGAUACAAUUUGCUGUGGUUCAGGAUUCUUCUCUCGUGUUUGUUCCAUGCAUGACAUCUGUGAAAGCAUUCGAUCUUUGGUCGGGCAAAACAUCUCUUACUUUCCGUGCCCACUAUGAUAAUGUUAAUAGUUGCUGGUUUAAUGCACAAGAUCAGGUUCUUUGUUUCCAGGAGCUGUACACAGGUGGAAACGAUAGGCAGAUUCUCGUCUGGUCUUCAUCUGAACUAUGUCCCGAUAAUUUGCAGAAUCUAAUGCCAAAAGAUACACCAUGUUUGGAUAGAGAGAAAUGGAACGAAAAGAAGAGAAGAGAAAAAGAUGGGAUUGUCAUCCCUUAUUUAGAUAAGCAUGUAGGAGGACGGAAGGGUAGGGAAUGGGAAUCAUCUAUUUUCCUUCUUUAAUAAAUCAGAUCAUUUCAAAAUUAGAAAGAUUAGGAAAGAAAAUAGAAGCCCACUCUCUCCCUCCCUGUCCUCCCUUUCCCUUUCCUUUCUAGAUUGCUAUUCAGACAUAAAUGUUAGGGAAGUAAUAAUACUGUUUAUUGUUAUUGAGCAGGAUAACAGGAACAUGAACGGAAAAGGUCUCUCGAAAGAUGAGGAUAAUUGGAGUGAUUAGAGAAGGCCAUUUGGUUGUAUUAUUUGUUUAGA